Molecule: messenger RNA, 4961 nt
Organism: Pseudophryne corroboree (corroboree frog)
Lineage: Eukaryota; Metazoa; Chordata; Amphibia; Anura; Myobatrachidae
Gene: KDM4A
Product: lysine demethylase 4A
Exons: 22
Coding region: 328-3342 (1004 amino acids)
Biological process (GO): chromatin remodeling; regulation of gene expression
Cellular component (GO): nucleus; chromatin
Molecular function (GO): histone H3K36 demethylase activity; histone H3K9 demethylase activity
Source: RefSeq, a predicted model, not a curated record
GGCCCCGGAGUGGUUAAGAGGCGGGCUCAGGGGCCGCUCCCAUUGGCUGGCGUCAAGGCAGUGCGCAGGCGCAUUGUUGAGAAAACGAAAGACGACGGAGGAAGAAGCUCUGUGUGAUCCCGACAUUGCCGAGAGCGAUCCCGGGGCCCGCAGCGGCAGCGACGCGGGAUCGACACACGGGCAGCCAGAGGGAGCGCCUUCGCCUCACCCAACGGCCCCGUCUCGGGUCUGCCGGGUCACAGCGCUGUGUCCUGUUCGUCAGCCGCCGGCUGGCCAUUUCCCCCAGUUCUAGCCAGCUGAAAAGCUAACUGGGUGAUAGACAUCAAGAUGGCGGGUGAAAAUGAAAACCCAAAUCCAGGCUCCCGAAUCAUGACGUUCUAUCCAACCAUGGAGGAGUUCCGCAACUUCAAGCGAUACAUUGCGUACAUUGAAUCACAAGGGGCGCACCGAGCUGGGCUAGCGAAGGUGGUUCCUCCGAAGGAAUGGAAACCACGGACUUCAUAUGAUGACCUGGAUGAUCUUGUGAUUCCAGCGCCAAUUCAACAAGUGGUAACUGGGCAGUCUGGACUCUUCACCCAAUAUAAUAUACAGAAGAAGCCAAUGACUGUCAAAGAAUUCAGACGUAUUGCAAACAAUGACAAAUACUGUACUCCCCGCUAUACAGACUUUGAAGAUCUGGAGCGCAAAUACUGGAAGAACCUGACUUUCAAUGCCCCCAUAUAUGGGGCAGAUGUGAAUGGAUCUCUGUAUGACAAGCACAUAGAGGACUGGAACAUCGGCCACCUGAACACAAUCCUGGAUGUGGUGGAGCGGGAGAGCGGGAUCACCAUAGAGGGAGUGAACACGCCAUACUUGUAUUUCGGCAUGUGGAAAACCUCCUUCGCUUGGCACACUGAAGACAUGGACUUGUAUAGCAUCAAUUACCUGCACUUUGGCGAGCCCAAAUCAUGGUACACUAUUCCACCAGAGCAUGGCAAGAGGCUGGAGAGACUGGCCAAAGGUUUCUUCCCUGGUAGUGCUCAGAGCUGUGAAGCCUUUCUCCGCCACAAGAUGACUGUCAUUUCCCCAUUCAUCCUCAAGAAGUAUGGCAUCCCCUUCGAUAAGAUCACGCAGGAAGCUGGGGAAUUCAUGGUCACUUUCCCCUAUGCAUACCAUGCUGGCUUCAACCACGGAUUCAACUGUGCAGAGUCCACUAAUUUUGCCACAUUACGAUGGAUUGAUUACGGCAAGCAGGCUGUUCUGUGUUCCUGCAGAAAAGACAUGGUGAAAAUCUCCAUGGAUGUCUUUGUGCACAAGUUUCAGCCUGAGCGGUAUAAACUCUGGAAAGUUGGAAAGGACAGCCUAGCCAUUGACCACUCCCUGCCCACACCGGAGGCUGCAGAAUUUGUAGAUGAACAAACCGAGUCAGAACAGAAGAAAAGUGUGACAAAACACCGCAUAGGAACCAAGAGGCACAGGGUGUGUUUGGAGGUUCCUAAAGAACUUGACCAGAACGAUGACUUUAAGAAUGAACUGUGUCCUGUCCAGUGUGAUAUGGAGACCUCCUGCGUGGAAGAAACCAAAGAGUGCCUGGAAGAAGAUAUGGAACCAGGCUCAUCUGGUCAGCAGUUUGAAACAUUGAAAAAUGUUGAAAGUUUUGCCCUAUCUGGAAACGACACUCCACUCUCUGACCCCGGAAGUCCCUCCAGCAGCUCGGACAGCUCUGAGAUGUCGUCCUCGUCCUCCUCCUCACAAGACAGCUCUGAGUCAUCAGACUCUGACUCGGAUGGACAGCAGGAAUUUAGCCCUGGGAAGUCCCGCAGUGUGCACAGCUAUGCCAAGGAGCAGUGUAAGGAAGGCGUCUGGAAGAAAAGUAGCACCUUGGGCUGCGUCGGAGAACAGGAUCUGGAAGUGGUGGCCAAGAAGCACAUGAACUCUCUGCAUGAGAACCACAAUGCCAAGAGUCGUAGGCAGCCUCUGUCCAAGCUCCCACGUUACCACCCUCUAGUGAUGAAGGACAGUGGCAGCGAUGAUGACCAGCCAGACCAACUGCUCAUGGAUGAGGAGUUUGAAGAGACUGAGACCUGGGCCAAACCGCUUGCCCAUCUCUGGCAGAACAAACCUUCCAAUUUCCAGAUGGAGAGAGAAUACAAUCUGACGAUGUCUCAAGUGCCUCCGCAUUGCUCGGUCUGCAUGCUCUUCCGGACAUACUAUCAGUCUGAGGGUGGAGGACAGAAAAAGACUGAGCAGAACCCUGUUGGAUUCCAAUUGAAGACCAAGCCCCUUAUCCCAGAGAUGUGCUUUACAACCACUGGUAGCAAUGCUGAGCUCAACCUGUCUGUACCGUUCCUGGAGGAGGACGGGACCAGCCUGCUGGUGACCUGUAAAUCCUGCAGCGUCUGUGUGCAUACCAGUUGCUAUGGAGUGCCCAAAGACAAAGCUGUAGACGGCUGGCUCUGUUCCAGGUGUGAAGAGAAUGCUAUCACGGAGGACUGCUGCCUCUGUUCCCUGCGUGGCGGAGCCCUGCAGAAAGCCAAUGACAACAGGUGGGUACAUGUGAUGUGCGCCGUGGCGGUCGCCGAAGCAAAAUUUGUGAACAUCGCAGAGAGGCGUCCCGUGGACAUCAGUAAAAUACCAUUGAUGAGAUUCAGGCUGAAAUGUGCUUUCUGCAAGAAGAGACGGAAGCGGGUGGCUGGGUGUUGCGUUCAGUGCUCCCACGGGCGCUGCCCCACUUCAUUCCAUGCCUCCUGUGCCCAGGCUGCUGGCGUGAUGAUGCAGCCUGAUGACUGGCCCUUUGUGGUGUUCAUAACCUGCUUCAGACAUAAAUCCUCCAACAAUGAGGGCAAAGACUCUCACCGAGACAUUGUACUGGGACAGACUGUGAUCAGCAAGCACAAAAAUGGCCGCUAUUACCAGUGUGAGGUGGUGAAGUUGAUGAAGGAGACGUUCUAUGAGGUCAAUUUUGAUGACGGCUCUUUUAGUGACAACCUUUAUCCAGAGGAUAUUGUGAGCCGUGACUGUCUCAAUUUGGGUCCCCCACCUGCUGGCGAUACUGUCCAGGUCCGUUGGACAGAUGGACUCGUCUAUGGAGCCAAGUUUGUUGCAUCUCACACGAUUCAGAUGUACCAGGUGGAGUUUGAAGAUGAAUCACAGCUAUCUGCAAAGAGAGAUGACGUGUACACUCUCGAUGAGGAUUUGCCAAAGAGAGUAAAGACCCGUCUGUCUGUGGCAUCUGACAUGCGUUUUACAGAAAUCUUCACAGAAAAGGAAGUGAAACAAGAAGUGAAACGACAAAGGGUCAUCAACUCGCGGUAUCGAGAGGAUUACAUCGAGCCAGCUCUUUACCGCGCAAUCAUGGAGUGAUACUGCCGCAUACGCCCCUCUCCUUCAUGGUUCUGGGGGGGGGCAAAACACCAUUGGCCAAUCGUCUCCUGCUGACUUGAUCUCCAUGACUGGACACUUUUCACUUUUGAAUAAAAUAUGAAUUUAAAAAAACAACCCUGCCCUCUCUUGUAAAGCAUGAUGGUAACGGACACCUGGGGGGACCUGUCCUGGCGCCCUGCAUCGGAUCUCUUGGACUCACCGGUAUUUCAGAUUGUGCCGGGAGAUUGCAGUGGACUUGCAGGCACGUUAAACUACCUUCGUAACAGUGUUACCCGUGAUCUCCUUUUCAGAGAUGCAGACUCCUCCUUCGCACAGGACCCGCGGCAACAAUUUUGCCAGGGAGCUUUUGAGCCGAAGUCGAUCGACCUUAAUAUAUAUAUAUAUAUAAUUGCCCCACUUUUGAGAAACUGCAGUCGCUUUGUGUUUUUCUUCCUUCCCAGAUCCUGGCUUUGUUUUGAUAAAUUUUGCAUUAGAAAGCUGGACUUUUUUUUUUUUUCAUAUUUAAGCAGAACUCUGACCGCAGAUGAAAUGAUGCGCAGGUUUCCUGUAUAUGCUUCUUAGUUAAGAUGAACUUCUCCUUUGAAAACACGGUUACAAUGUAUUCACUGUGGACGGGGUAAAUAUUAGACCUUUUUAAGUGUCUACCUCUAACAAUCAAGUUUGUUGUGAAAUGGUCAAUAUUUAUAAAUCCCCAUUUUCCGGAUUAACAGAACGCAUUGGCAAUGUGAGCAAGUCUUUUGUGAUACAUUUGCCCUCAGGCCCAUUCUGUCUUAACGAGGAACCUCACUGCCUUUUUAAUUCACGUAAAUGAGCUUCGAACACGUUUACAAAUUGUGUACCCCAGAUUACAAUUGCACCUAAACUACUAAUUCGGAAUUUACCAGCAUUUGGACUACUGUGAAGAACAGUAUAGAAUAUUCCCACCAAAAAUAUUGAUUGUUGUGGGCGAAGUGGUCGGUGUGUUACGAAUUAGUCAGUAACCAUAUGUUCUAAACUACCGUAAAACAAAGUGGUCUGAAAAGUCCUAUUUUAUUAAAGAUCAUUCCCUUUCAUCUUCAGAAAGUCCUUUUAAAGAGUAUAUUUAUAAUGAAAUGUUUGUAGGGGUAGUACUUUCUCGCAGAAUGACGGAGGUAGUCGGUGGCCGUUUUCUAAUGAAUUAGCAUUGUGUAGGUGAAAAUGUAUAAUACUUUGCAGGUCAACCAUAUUGUAGUGUCGGAUGUUGUCAAUGCCUCGCUGAUGGGUAUCUGGAGAACUCCGAAAGUAGACUGAAGAGGAGGCGGAGGGGCUGUCGCAGACCCAGAACCUCUCAUCGGAUAGGAGCUGGACUGUUAUCGCCCUAAACAUUUUUUUUAACCGCCCCCUGAUUUUGCGUUCGCUUUCCCCAUGUGGGUGGGGUUUUUUGUUUGUUUUUCAGCAUUAAACCCUUUCUGAACACAAAAAAAAUACACAGGAAAAGACUGCUUAUUUUUCUUUAAACCUUAAAUUAUAUGGCAAGGUAGAGCAUUAAUUUUAGCAAUAAACUGUGUGGUGUGCAGCUUUUGUGUCUGAAUAUUAUUUGAAUAUAUGUGGUAUUUAAAUAAAAAAAAUAUUACUCUGUA